Messenger RNA from Clupea harengus (Atlantic herring), 4490 nucleotides. RefSeq names its product sorting nexin 33 (gene snx33). NCBI's taxonomy places the organism in Eukaryota, Metazoa, Chordata, Actinopteri, Clupeiformes, Clupeidae. The record is from RefSeq and is a predicted model, not a curated record. Gene Ontology annotation, molecular function: protein binding; phosphatidylinositol binding. Gene Ontology annotation, cellular component: cytoplasmic vesicle; plasma membrane. Gene Ontology annotation, biological process: mitotic cell cycle; endocytosis; endosomal transport.
GACAUACACCCUCCUUCCCACUGAGAGGCAGUGUGGAGCCACCUUCCAUUCACCUUACUGCACAAAAGAAAGGAAAAAAAACUUUCCUAAAUUCAUUGUCCAUGCUUAACGUCAUGGAAAGAGUUACUUUGUUGCAGAACGGAUAAGAAGAGCAUCUUAAACGAUUUAAGAAACUUGUGUUCGGGUGUUUCCCGAGCCUCAGCUGAGAUCAUACACAGCGUUUGUAUUUUGCAUUAUGUUGGGGCUGGAUGCUUGCGAACCUGUUUUGUUCUGAAAAUGGAGCAAGUUCCUCAAGGAAUGUGGAUCAAACCCAGAAUGCACUAGGAUGUAGUCAUUGCUCAUUGGUCUCCGCACCGUCAAAAAUGCUAUUCUUCUGCCUCGGGCACUUUGUUUCUGUACUGGGACUAAAGGUUGCUAAAUGUUUUGAUAUUAUUUCACGUUGGGAUGUAUAACAGAGCCAAUUUGGUGUGGAUUGCUUUUCUUGCAUCAAGGCGAACGAUAACGUCUCUCCAAGGGAUUACAGUGAUCGUCUCCAUCUUUCCAAUUGUUUCAUGGAAAUAACUUUUUUUUUGAUCGAGCCGGUGCGUCUGUGGUUGGAGAUGGCGAGUUGAUUUUUGAUGUAUUUGUUCAAGUGACAUUGGUCCUGCACAUAUUGGUAUGACUGGUAAUUCAUGGAAUGCUUGAAAAUAGAUUUCUUGCAAAGUUAUAGAGUUAACUGUAGCGGAAUAUUUCCUUUUUAGCUCUUUGAACAUAAUCGCAGUUGCUAAUUAGGCGUUUGUAACACAAGAAAAAAAGUUAGACGAUAGGUUAUCUAACGUAAGUGAUAAUUAAGCCUAGUUCUCGUGAAACGUUUUAGAGACUAGUGACAAUUAAACAUUAAAGCACGCCUCUGGGAUAACUUGUUUGUAAACAGCCGAGGCUGGGACUUCUCUGUAGACUUUCAUUCGCAUGAAAUUUAUGAAAACCAAGAUGACGUCAACUGCAUAAUUGAAAGCAUUAAAGCUUCUAACAGCUUUCUUGUUGUUGUGUAUCUUGUACCAUUUCCAAAUGGCCUACAGGCUUCUCACACAGUAUUUUGCAAUGAGUUGAAAGGAACAAAAAGAAACUGUAAAAUAUCCAAGGUACUAACCCUUUUAUGUGUAAUUCCAUUGUUGUUUAACUUGUCAGCAUAGAGAGUCACAAUGCCACUCAAAGCUAAGGCGCUAUAUACUUUCCAAAGUGAAAAUACGGACGAAAUUAAUAUACAGGAGAAUGAGGAACUGGUUAUUUUUGACGAGAAGUCUAUGGAUGGCUGGUUGCGAGGAGAGAACAGCAAAGGAGAGAAAGGCAUUUUCCCAGCCUCUUAUGUGGAGGUUAUUAGGCCACGCUCCAACUCUAACCUGACAGAUUGCUCCCUAAGCCCAGCAGGCUCCCCUGGCAAUGACUCUUCCUACUUUCCCUCUGGUUCCAACACCUCUGGUUCCUUUAACAUGCCGCAGAGUUUCUAUGACGACGACGAUGACGACUGGGAUGACUGGGAUGACAGCUCCACAGUGGUUGAGGAUGAAGACCCCCAGGGCCGAGGCAAUGGAGCCAAUGGGCAUGCUCACCAAAGCUCCUUCAAUAACCCCAAUGUUCACUACCGCUCCAAGCCUCACAUGGAAAGACAGGACAGCAUUUCCAGCUCAAGAAAGGGCAGCAUGGUGGGUAGAAACCUCAACCGUUUCUCUAGCUUCGUUCGCUCUGGGGUAGAAGCCUUUGUUCUGGGCGAUGUGCCGAUGAUGGCUAAAAUAGCAGAGUCUUACACCAUAGAGAUGGCCCCCAAAGGGCCAAAGUGGGGGGACAGCCCUCAGCCCUUUUCCUGCUCCAUUGAGGACCCCACUAAGCAGACCAAGUUCAAGGGCAUCAAGACCUAUAUAUCCUACAGAGUAACCCCGAGCCACACUGUCCGGCCUGUGUACCGGCGUUACAAGCACUUUGACUGGCUAUACAACAGGUUACUGCACAAGUUCACUGUCAUAUCUGUGCCCCAUCUGCCUGAGAAGCAAGCGACAGGCCGCUUUGAGGAGGACUUCAUCGAAAAGCGCAAGAGACGGCUAAUCCUCUGGAUGGACCACAUGACCAGUCACCCGGUCCUCUCGCAGUAUGAGGGCUUUGAGCACUUUCUCAUGUGUGCGGACGAUAAGCAGUGGAAACUGGGGAAGCGGCGAGCAGAGAAGGACGAGAUGGUGGGUGCCCACUUCAUGCUCACCCUAAAGAUUCCCAAUGAGCAUCAAGACCUGCAGGAUGUUGAGGAAAGGGUGGAUACCUUCAAGGCCUUUGCCAAAAAGAUGGAUGACAGUGUGAUGCAGCUUACGCAUGUGGCCUCUGAGCUGGUGCGUAAGCACCUUGGAGGCUUCCGAAAGGAAUUUCAAAGACUGGGCAAUGCCUUCCAGUCCAUAAGCCAGGCUUUCAUGCUGGAUCCCCCUUGCAGCACAGAUAAUUUGAACAAUGCAAUCUCCCACACUGGCCGCACUUACGAAAACAUUGGAGAAAUGUUUGCUGAGCAGCCCAAGUUUGACCUUUUUCACAUGCUGGACAAACUCUCUCUUUACCAAGGCCUGCUCUCCAACUUCCCAGACAUCAUUCACCUACAGAAAGGUGCCUUUGCCAAGGUGAAAGAGAGCCAGCGAAUGAGCGACGAGGGCAAGAUGGACCAGGAUGAGGCCGACGGCGUGCGCAAGCGCUGCCGGACCGUGGGCUUCGCCCUGCAGGCUGAAAUGAACUACUUCCACCAGCGGCGUGAGGUGGACUUCAAGGAUAUGAUGCAGGCUUACCUCCAGCAGCAGAUUGUCUUCUACCAGCGUGUGGUCCAGCAGCUGGAACGUACCCUGCACAUGUAUGAUAGCAUCUAGAGCCAUGGCAUGUUCCUCACACCUACCCCAGAACCCCUUCACCCCGCCCCACCCUCAACCAAUCCCUCCAUCCUCGUUGACCAGGGCCGGCCCUGUCCCACAUUCCUGCUUCUGAAAGCCAUCUGUUUUCCUCCUCCACUGAUUGGCGAGAGCUUUGAACAUAGGUGUGAAUAUCAGGGAAUUCAGUUAAAUUGUUUUAACUUUCCCUGGAAAUGGAAUCACCUGUUACAACUGACAGCUGUUUCAGGACAGCUACUCUUUAAGCUGGUCAUGCCAGCCUGUGCACUUACAAAGUCACUUUCUUGGCUGAGUCUACAGCCAACGUUUUAGUUACCAGGGACGUAUUUACUUCUGCCUUCGAUUGAAAGUCUUUCAAAUGUAUCUUGUGACCAUUAACUAGUUUUAAAUUGCUACAAAGUAUCUUAUUUAAAUGUCUUAAAUAAGAUUUUUUUUUUUUCAGUAUGAAUUUCAGUGGUUUUGCUAGGCUGGUGUCGACCAAACCCACUCAGGCCUCCGCACUACCUGCCUGGGGCAGCCUCCCCUCCAGGCCAGCACUGUGCCCUAGCACCCUCACAGCUUUAAGAAAUGAGGAUGCGUAAAGGGAAAUACCUUAUUCCUUGCAUCCGUUUAGUGGUCCCAACAAGUGCCUGUGGCAGGAGAGAGAGAGAGAGCACAGUUCUUGGUGUUACUUUUUGUUCUUUACUAAACAGAUCCUCUCUUGUCUCUCUGCUUUCUUGGGUAGAACAGUUAUAUCCUUGCUGUGCUAGUGUAAAAGCCUCAGGCCUCGGGGCUGGCUGGAUGUUUGUAUCUGUGAGGCUUCAUUUGCUUAUGAUUGCAACUUUUCUCCUGUUGAGAAAGAGUCAAACACUACACUGAUUGGCAAAACUUGAUAUGAGCAAGAACUGUGCUGUAAGGCUUGAUGUGAUGUGUUUAAAGAUGGAAUUGAUGUUGUAGCAUGCUGUGUGACUGAUGACAACCAAAGUACAAACAAUUAUUGUUAUAGUCCAAAUGUGUGAGUGAUUGAAUGCCUGGUUGCUCUGUGGCUUGUGCACUUUACAGAGCACUGGGAUUCUGAGGUAUUAGCUGGCGUGUUCUGUUGAACACAUAUUUGAUUUUAGAUUAAAAAAAAAUAAUGACCUCUAAAGUCCACUAAUUGUUUAUGUUUUGAGUUCUACUUUGAAGGGGUGGGGGUGUGUGUGUGGGUUGAUGAGUUGACAUGCUGAUAUACAGCAGAGCGUGACAACCAUGUACCCAUGUCGCUUCUCAAUCCCACAAUUUGGAACUACACAAUCACGCAAAGGGUGACCUCAGCUCUGUAGGCUGCUUUUACCUCAGGCUCUGUGUAGACACAGUGGAGUGUUUCCAGUUCACUGGAAGCCUGUAAAAUGUAUGACUGUAUCUGAGUCAGGACUGCAUGGUGCCUCCGUGGCUGUUUCUCCAGAACAUUACAAGGCACCGUUUGUCUGAACUUGGGGGUAUAUAUAUGCCAUCUCUGGAAUGUAGUUGUCUCUUGGACACUUUUUAUUGUUCACAGACCAAAGUAAAAUUUGUCAGUUUGUUCCCAAAAAUGGUACUUGUGUUAUGUUAAAGUCAAAGCAAAGAUUCACUGCUUGCUUU